Messenger RNA from Saccharomyces cerevisiae S288C, 1275 nucleotides. RefSeq names its product ornithine-oxo-acid transaminase (gene CAR2). The transcript has a single exon. Gene Ontology annotation, biological process: L-proline biosynthetic process. Gene Ontology annotation, molecular function: pyridoxal phosphate binding; L-ornithine transaminase activity. Lineage: Eukaryota; Fungi; Ascomycota; Saccharomycetes; Saccharomycetales; Saccharomycetaceae. The record is from RefSeq and is marked reviewed. Gene Ontology annotation, cellular component: cytoplasm. The coding region runs from base 1 to 1275 and encodes 424 amino acids.
AUGUCCGAAGCUACCCUCUCCUCCAAGCAAACCAUUGAAUGGGAAAACAAAUACUCCGCCCACAACUACCACCCCUUGCCCGUCGUUUUUCACAAGGCUAAGGGCGCACAUGUGUGGGACCCGGAGGGUAAGCUGUACCUCGACUUCCUGAGCGCUUAUUCUGCCGUCAACCAGGGCCAUUGCCAUCCUCACAUCAUCAAGGCUUUGACGGAGCAAGCACAAACACUAACAUUGUCCUCCAGAGCGUUCCACAACGAUGUUUACGCGCAAUUCGCCAAGUUCGUGACCGAAUUCUUCGGGUUCGAAACCGUUUUGCCCAUGAACACCGGUGCAGAAGCCGUGGAAACUGCUUUGAAGUUGGCCAGAAGAUGGGGGUACAUGAAGAAGAACAUCCCUCAAGAUAAAGCCAUCAUUCUGGGUGCCGAGGGUAACUUCCACGGGAGAACCUUCGGUGCUAUCAGUUUGAGUACCGACUACGAGGACUCCAAGUUGCAUUUCGGGCCUUUCGUGCCUAACGUUGCCAGUGGUCACUCCGUGCACAAGAUCAGAUACGGCCACGCAGAAGAUUUCGUCCCUAUCUUGGAAUCUCCUGAAGGUAAGAACGUUGCCGCCAUCAUUCUAGAGCCAAUUCAGGGUGAAGCCGGUAUCGUCGUGCCCCCCGCAGACUACUUCCCAAAGGUCUCCGCAUUAUGCCGUAAGCACAACGUCCUAUUGAUCGUUGACGAAAUUCAAACCGGUAUCGGUAGAACCGGUGAGUUGCUUUGCUACGACCACUACAAGGCAGAGGCCAAGCCUGAUAUUGUUUUGUUAGGUAAGGCUCUCUCAGGUGGUGUUCUUCCCGUCUCAUGUGUUCUGUCUUCUCACGACAUCAUGUCUUGCUUUACCCCAGGAUCUCACGGUUCUACUUUCGGCGGUAAUCCUUUGGCUUCCCGCGUUGCCAUCGCCGCCCUCGAGGUCAUCCGCGACGAGAAGCUGUGCCAAAGAGCCGCCCAACUGGGUAGCUCUUUCAUCGCCCAAUUGAAAGCUCUCCAAGCCAAAUCUAACGGUAUAAUCUCUGAGGUGCGUGGUAUGGGACUGCUUACCGCCAUCGUAAUCGACCCAUCCAAGGCCAAUGGUAAGACCGCUUGGGACUUGUGUCUAUUGAUGAAGGAUCACGGCCUCUUGGCUAAGCCCACCCACGACCACAUCAUCAGAUUGGCUCCUCCUUUGGUCAUCUCCGAAGAGGACUUGCAAACCGGUGUCGAAACCAUUGCCAAGUGUAUCGAUCUGUUAUAA